Messenger RNA from Cyprinodon tularosa, 1044 nucleotides. It is a transcript of the gene pdap1a, whose product is annotated as pdgfa associated protein 1a. Gene Ontology annotation, cellular component: cytosol. Gene Ontology annotation, molecular function: RNA binding. The transcript is spliced from 6 exons. The coding region runs from base 162 to 632 and encodes 156 amino acids. Lineage: Eukaryota; Metazoa; Chordata; Actinopteri; Cyprinodontiformes; Cyprinodontidae. The record is from RefSeq and is a predicted model, not a curated record.
CCGAUAGCAGAGACUUUGCUGACAGCGCGAGAGACAAAAUAGUUUCAUUAGCCUUUUAUUUGGACGCCUAUUAAGGCGCAGUGUUUGCCGACAGGCUUCUGUUUCAAUCCAGUGGAUGUUUUGUUAAGUUUUUUUCUCUACUGUGCCUUUACCUAAAAACAAUGCCGCGCGGAGGAAAAAAGGGCCACAAAGGGAGAGGGAAGCAGUUUAGCAACCCGGAGGAGAUUGAUCGACAGAUGAGACUCCAGAGGGAGUUGGAGGAAAGUGGUGGUGCAGAGAAGGGGAGCUCAGAGUCUGAGGAGGAAAGCAGCAGUGAAGAGGAGUUGGAGUCUAAGAAGAGGAGUGGUGUGGAGGGGCUCAUAGAAAUUGAGAAUCCAAACCGGGUUUCCCAGAAGAGCAAAAAGGUCACAGAAAUCGAUGUGACUGCCCCCAGAGAGCUGUCCCGUAGAGAGAGAGAGGAGAUAGAGAAGCAAAAAGCAAAGGAACGUUACAUGAAGCUCCAUCUGGAGGGUAAGACUGAACAGGCACGAGCUGAUUUGGCCCGACUGGCCAUCAUUAAGAAACAGAGGGAAGAAGCUGCCAAGAAGAGGGAGGAACUCAAGAAAGCUGAAGAGGCCCAAGCGAAGCGUUAGCAUCUCACCUGGAAGCCUCAACACACUGCUCUGUCUCAGGGGAACAGAGGGAGCAGGACCAACACUGAGUGGAUCCUGAUCAGUGUUGCUCCUCAUCUCGCGUCCCUCGCUUUCAGAUCAGAGGGAGGUGGGACUUCUCUGUAUUUAGGGGCAUCAGAAUUAAGGGGUCUGGGCAAUAUUUCUUUAAAUAUAUCAAAUGUAUGGCUGUUUCAUGGAGAAAUGCUGAAAGGUUUCAGUGGAUCAGGACUUUUACACAGUGCUGUUAAAAGAAUAAUGUAAGUUGGUAAGAUCACUCUGUUUUAUAAAGAAAUGUCAUAAUUUUUUAACUUAGGAGAAUUAUUGUUCUAAACUCCACAUAAGGCUCAAUAAUCCAGCCCUGCCUGACGCACAUGUGACCACAGCUCUUUCUUUG